Marchantia polymorpha subsp. ruderalis is the source of this 5870-nucleotide messenger RNA. Lineage: Eukaryota; Viridiplantae; Streptophyta; Marchantiopsida; Marchantiales; Marchantiaceae. The record is from the annotation of a GenBank genome assembly.
GGAGUCAUAAAAUAUUGCUGAUGCACAGUCUAGAGGUCAAUGUGGCCCGCCAAGCAGACGACGAGACUUGCUAUGAUAAGCAGGCAACCAUUGAACGGCGUUGGAGGUCAAGGGUUAUGUACAAGCUUUUGGAAGGUGGGGCUUCUUAGCCAUGGACACCUCAAACACAAGAAGCAGAAGGAGCAAGAGGUGGAGCAAGGGGAGGAGAAGAAUGGCCCUUCAUGAGUGGACCAGUCUCGAGGUGGCGGUCCGGCCGGUCCCACUGCGGAAUUUGAAUCGGACCUGGGCACCUUUCCGAUUAUCACAUGCUCGAAGUUCUCUGGCGUCCAAUCAGUCACAUCCCUUAUCUUUCUACCCCACAAUCUUCCUAAAGUCAGCGUUUUGUGGUUUUUGCUACACAUGGAACUUCGAAACGUCAUCUUCGCAUUAGACUUUGCUCAGCUACCGCGAAGAGAUUCGAUUACCUUCAUCUCAGCUCACGCCUAUAACAACCUCUGGCCUGCCCUGCCUUUCCAUGACCCCUGAACAUUGCUCUCGUCCUCGGCCUCGUCCUCUUCCUCCACCAGCAUCAUCAUUAUCGUCAUCAUCACCUUCAUCAAGCGUUCUAUUACGUGAGUCAGUCGGCUUCAAGCAUGAGCAUCCCCCAUCACAGAGCAGAUCGUGAUCUUUCAACACGGGGACCGGUUUCUGGCUGCUGCAUAAUCCGCAUCUUUCGCAGCGUUUCUUGCCUUCGUCCGUCCCUUCCGCCCAGCUCUACACUCGUCCUGAUCAGGGCCACUGGCUCGGUCGUCGUUGAUCUCGUCAUGGGCUCGACUCGAGUCAAUUGAAUUCGACGACAUCGACCGGCUUCGACCACGAGCACGAAAGAGCUUUUUCCACCUACUCUGAAUUAGCUUUCUAUUACGGGCCAGCGAUUUUUUGUCCUGUUUUUUUCUCUCGCACUGAAGCGCAUCAUGAAUGAUCAACUUUCCUCGCGAUGAAUCCAAAAACACUUGUCUAAAUCGCUCCUCCUUUUGUUAUCCGAUCCAUUUGCGUUUGAUUUGUCGAGCACACGGAUAUUAUCACCAACGCACUUGCUUGGCUCUGAGCUCCGUCUAUGCAACAUGCACAUGGCCAGGACAGGACAGGCAGCCUGCCUCUGAGAUCCAGAAUAGCAUCAGAGUCUACGCUCACAUCGAUCGGCUCACAGUCUCCACGUCAUUCAGCAAAGCGAGAUCAGUCGCAGCAAACCGCCUUCACAAAACAAAACCGAACUUAAAUUUGUUCUUCUCCCUCGCCCCAACAACCCCCUACCCCCAUCCCAUUCUUUCUCUCUGUACAGGGGCCGAGAUGCUUUUUAAUGGAUUAUGGAAAUCUGAGAACUGAGAGCCUAGAGCGCGUAUCUUGUUUGAUUCACUUGACUGGGAACGAUGGAUGGUCGUCAGAGAGAUGAAACUCGUGUCCAAGUUGAGCGUGGGGUCGGUCGUCCACCGGAGGAGGAGGGGCUGUGUAAAUCCAUGGAACUCGAAGGGCAUCCAGAGGCUCGAGGUCGAAUUCGCGUCAUGGAAGAGGAGCUUUUGCUCAUCGAACGGUGGAAAGGCGCAGGGAUCGCACAUCGGCAGCUGAGAAUCUGACGAUGCAUCCACAGGAAUCGAUCUGGUCCGCUCCGCGUAUCGUAGCAGAAGUACGUCACGUGCGAACAAAGUCCAUGAGUUCGGACGAUUGCAGUCCGGCGAGGAGCGGAACCUUUUCUUCUUUCCAGAUUCGAUGAAAGCAUCCGAAUCCGCGUCAUCUCGACGUCAUGCUCUGGCCGCUCAUCUACGCGGGCGAUGAUUUCUCGCACUUUUGUCAUCACAGGGUUCCUGCGAGCGUCGAAAGUUUAGGCUGCAUUUCGCAUUUCGUACUCGUACGGUGCGCGUCAACCGGGGCGAAAAAAUCUUGUUGCAUGAACCUCCUCGAUGCAUGUCUCCAAUCGUUGUAUGGACGGAUCCGGAUCUGAAUGGAUGGAUGGGACGCCGGACGGACCGCGUCUCACAUUCUCUAUGCAUAUAAUCUUCGAGAGCUAGCUGCUGGAAUCCAGGCAGGUGUAUGCAGGACCUCACCAAGUUUCACGUCCUUCUGCGUCGAGCGUCUUCCACUCUCUUUCUCUCUUUCUCUCUCUGUUCUGGGAAAUGCGCUGUCACAAAUUCACAACACUGCGUCACCGGCGCAGGCCUAGGACCGCGGAGGGCCCCCGAGCGAUGGCGUCAGCAUGAGGCGGCUGUUAUCCUUUUCUCGGGCAACAAAUUCUCUGCAAUCAUUAUAUAUGGAUUUUCUGUUGCAGAGCAUCUCGCUCUUUUGCCUCGACUGUUCAGAAUCGUUGCUUGUUACGACGUUUGUGCACUGUGCGAUCAAAUUGAUAAUAAAAAGAAGGGAGGGUGAGCGGGAGAUAGCUGUCGGCCAAAUUGCAGUGGGAGGCUCAGCUCGGUUGCUUGCUUGGGCAAGCCAGCAUAGCUUUUGCUCGUGACUGCUCCUGUCCCAUGAAGCGGGGGAUGGUUUACAACACAAGCUGCGACUGCCAUCAGUUCGAUCUAGCUCAUCUCAGCUCAGCGUUGGCGUGUCUCGGGCUCGAAUCAUUCAUGUGCAGCUAGCUGCACAAUGUCCUCCUGCUUCCGUUACCCUGGCGGUGGGGAUGCUAGUUGCAGUCCAAAGCAAAGCAAAGCAAAGCAAGAGUCGUUCUAUAAUAUUGGAUGGCAUAGAAGCCCGGCUCAGCUGAGCCAAGCCCCAGAAAGAAAACUCCCACGGCUUCUUGGAGGUAAUGCACGUCACGGGAGGUGUUGUGAUGCUCGUGGACUUGGACGAUAUUCUGUGAUACGUAGGCGUGCUUAGAGUUCGGGUAGGGAUAAGAACGCCUUGUCAUGCUACUCCAGAACUACGUGUCCUCAGAGCUCGGAGCAGAUACUGAACGAGAUGAGAUGGGAUGGGAUGUGUACCCGAUAAAUCCGAACGAGUCUACAAGCUCAUAUUGACCAACUGUUGUGAAGAUUCCUCGUCGUUGAAGCCAAUCACAUGUCCGUUCGGCACGUACCACUUGUCUGAUACAGUCAAUCGCUUCACUCGAGUAAGCAAGUGACCAACUGACUCACUCCCUCGCUCACUGACUCGCUCGCUCGCUCACUCACUCACUCACUCACUCACUCACUCACUCACUCACCGACCGGCCGACCGACCGACUGACUGACUACUGAUCAAUCAUGCACCCAAUCUUUUCGAAAAUGCACCCAAGUCACUUUCUAAUGGAGGUCCGAAGACGCUUCCCCUCUCUCCCUGCUCGCUCGCUCGAUGCAGCGGCAGCAGCCCAUGCAGACAGACGAUCUGAGUGCCAAUGGCUGGUCGGUCCAGUGAUUGAAGGUUUGGCAGACGCUGGGACGAAUCUCUGGUGUGGCGAACUGCCUGCCAAGCGCAAGCUCUAGAGAGUCGACCCAUCAUUUGGUCAAUAGGGUCUCCUAGUAUUACUAGUAUGACUAGUAUUAUAGUGUAUCUGUGCCCCGGAAAGGCUGGAGCAGAAUUCCGAAAUAUCCGAGCACCAGUAAGCUGGGGGCUGGGGGCGAGGCAGGGACGGAAGAAGGAACGAAGGAAGGGGACGGGACUGAGCGACGAGAGCAGUUGGAAAGCAGUCUGAUUCAUCCCUCUGAUGAAUGUACAGUCGACAUAUUCUUCACGAUCCAGUAGCAGAGUCGAGUCCCUGGCAAGGGUACGUGGCCUGCGGCCUCGACAGUUCAGCCUCAAGACGCAACCUGCACAACAUCGGGGAAGAAAGUCUUAGCUUGCGAAUCCAAAUUCCUUUGGUGUUGUCCGGAGGGAGAGGCGAGAGGCGAGCGGGCACAUCGAGGGGACAGGUCUAGGCCAAGGACUCCGGGAGAGGCCGGGGCAAGAAAAGGAGGUCAAAGAAGAAUAAUCUGUCCAAGUAGUUAACCCCCUUGAUAAUCGAAGGAACAGAGGGCACGAGUCAGGCCAACGUGUAGUUAUUCCACGAGGCAGAAUAAUACCACAGAAAAAUCACUCUCCACUGCUUUUUUAUACGUCUCCUCUAUGUGCACCUUGAAAACCGAAUCUUGGCCAGAGGCACACAAACACGCUUCGACCCUUCCUCAGAGCAGAGGAGGAGAGCAGGCCAGCCCAGGCCGUGUCUGGCCGGGACUCAGACUUGGACUUACUCCAGUGCUUGCUUGCAGUCGGUUGCCUUUCUCCUUGCCCUCACCUACGCUAAACGAUCGACCAUCUGCUUCCUGCUUGCCCGCUCCUCACGUAACGCACGCAAUCAGAUAUGUCUCAGGUCAUCAGUCAGCACGAAGAACGAAGGACGACAAAAGUCUCCAAUAAGUCGCUUGCUGUAGGUUUUUGGUUUCUUCUAUACUUUGUUGCUGUGCGGUCUGUUCAAGUCACGAAUAUUUAUCAGGGAAAAGGACACGCGCUCAUGCCACUAUACGCCCGAGAGAGUUCGAUCAUCUGAUGGAUGCACACUGAGUGUGCAGUCUAGCUUCUCGAUCGACGACUGCCGUUGUGUGAGCAGUCUGGUGGCCGUGGACUUAAUAUCUCACUGUGGAUCAGUAUGUCACAGCCAGCCAGCCAGCCAGCCAGCCAGCCAGCCAGCCAGCCACGCAUUAAGGGAAUAAUCAUGAUUGCCAGCUUUUGGACUCUCUGGCUUCGAGGCUCAAUAUGUGAUUGUUGCUUGUAGCAAGCAAAUGUUUUCAAGGGGAGGGCACGCAGUCUCUCUGAGCUCGAAGACGUCGUACAUCACUCCCUCUGUUUUUAAUGUUUAUACCACUUUCGUAUUCCGUCACUUUCGUAAUCCAUUGAUCUCUACAGUUUCUGCUUGUGGAGAAACUUGAAGGAAAGUGUACGAACAUCUGGGAGACUUCGGGAGUUUAGGAUGAUGAGAAACUGUUGACUUGGUAUGAACGAGGCCAAACAAAAAAUGACAGGGUGAUCCGAAAUUUGUACCUCAAUUCACUGUCUACCCAUUGUCCUCACGCCACACGGCAUCAACAGGAGCUGAAGAGACGGACGGGCAGGAAAUCAGGCAGGCAGUCAAGCAGCCGGGCACGGCAGUCAGCUAGUAACACCUCCAACAAUCCAUCAGCAUCGAAGUCAAAUAAUAUCGAGCACCAUCUCCGCUUCAUUUCGCCACAUCCUAUAUGUCAACGUGCGCAGCUGUUUAGAAAGUUUAACGUGUGCCCAAUCAUUAGGCUUAGGCGCUGCACGUAAAAAAGGAGUUUUAGGUGGAGACACUGUACUGUAUAGAAAACAUGUGUUGCCAGCAAGUAUCUUUCAAUUUCGACAAAACGUGACUCGAAGGAUAGAGUUUCGAUACACAAACUCGGGAGGCUUUCCACCUCCCGAGUUUCUGACCAGUGGUGCGAAACUGGCUUCCAUCCAGGUCAACUGUGGUAGCAUGUGACAUGUCAGAGAAGAAGGCCAACAAGCACCUACUUUGCUCCCUAACGGAAUAGCUCACGAUUAUACAUUUACCGAGGUAUUCUUUUAUGCUUGUACGACAUAUUUUCUGAUGAGAUCAGGUGAUUUGAUUUUCAGAACCUGUAAUGUAUCCGGUUCAGAUAUUGAACAUGUAGGCUGAGAACCAAUACCACCCUCCUUUUUUAUAUCAACUGCACAAUUAUAAGCAUACAUUACAUUUGGAUAUUCUUUUGGAUACAGUGCUUUUGGAUGUACAACGGGCUCGGAGCCCGUGAGCAAACACUUUGGAUUUCUUUAGGUUUGUCUGCGUGCUCCAAGGUGGCAUCUUUGCUUCUUAUGCCAGAUUUCUGGCUUGCAGGGAGCACCUUGAAAAGCAUUUAGUAUUUGGAUACAUCGGAAGAUGCAGAGAUAAUGUCCUGUUUGCUGUACAUUAU